Lagenorhynchus albirostris (white-beaked dolphin) is the source of this 1836-nucleotide messenger RNA. RefSeq names its product AP-2 complex subunit beta-like. The record is from RefSeq and is a predicted model, not a curated record. Gene Ontology annotation, biological process: intracellular protein transport; vesicle-mediated transport. Lineage: Eukaryota; Metazoa; Chordata; Mammalia; Artiodactyla; Delphinidae. Gene Ontology annotation, molecular function: clathrin binding. Gene Ontology annotation, cellular component: membrane coat.
CGGUGGCCGCCGGCUCCGCCCCCGCCGGGCCCCGCUGCAGGCCCCACCUCCUCAGGCCCCUCCCACCACGGCGCGCGCCGGAGGGGAACACGGAACGAAUCAGGUGCACAUUAAAGAUCCACAACCAUGACUGACUCCAAGUACUUCACAACCAAUAAAAAAGGAGAAAUCUUUGAAUUAAAGGCUGAACUCAACAAUGAAAAGAAAGAAAAGAGGAAGGAGGCUGUGAAGAAAGUGAUUGCUGCUAUGACUGUGGGGAAAGAUGUUAGCUCUCUCUUUCCAGAUGUAGUGAAGUGUAUGCAGACUGACAACCUGGGACUAAAGAAGCUCGUGUAUCUCUACUUGAUGAACUAUGCCAAGAGUCAGCCAGACAUGGCCAUCAUGGCUGUCAACAGCUUUGUGAAGGUGGUGGCUAAUGCUGUAGCAGCAUUAUCUGAAAUCAGUGAAUCUCACCCAAACAGCAACUUACUCGAUCUGAAUCCACAGAACAUUAAUAAGCUACUGACAGCCCUGAAUGAGUGUACCGAGCGGGGCCAGAUUUUCAUCCUGGACUGCCUGUCUAAUUACAACCCUAAAGAUGACCGGGAGGCUCAGAGUAUCUGUGAGCGGGUAACUCCUCGGCUAUCUCACGCCAACUCAGCAGUGGUGCUUUCAGCAGUAAAAGUCCUAAUGAAAUUUCUAGAGUUGUUACCCAAGGACUCUGACUACUACAAUAUGCUGCUGAAGAAGUUGGCCCCUCCACUUGUCACAUUGCUGUCUGGGGAGCCAGAGGUGCAGUAUGUCGCCCUGAGGAACAUCAACCUAAUCGUCCAGAAAAGGCCUGAAAUCUUGAAGCAGGAGAUCAAAGUUUUCUUUGUGAAGUACAAUGAUCCCAUCUAUGUGAAACUAGAGAAAUUGGACAUCAUGAUUCGUUUGGCAUCCCAAGCCAACGUUGCUCAGGUUCUGGCAGAACUGAAGGAAUAUGCCAUAGAGGUGGAUGUCAACUUCGUGCGCAAAGCUGGGCGGGCCAUUGGACGGUGUGCCAUCAAGGUGGAGCAAUCUGCAGAGCGCUGUGUAAGCACAUUGCUUGAUCUCGUCCAAACCAAAGUAAAUUAUGUGGUCCAAGAGGCGAUUGAUAUCUUCCGCAAAUAUCCCAAAUAUGAAAGUAUCAUUGCCACUUUGUGUGAGAACUUAGACUCACUGGAUGAGCCAGAUGCUCCAGCAGCUAUGAUUUGGAUUGUGGGAGAAUAUGCUGAAAGAAUUGACAAUGCAGAUGAGUUAUUAGAGAGGUUCCUGGAAGGUUUUCAUGAUGAAAGCACCCAGGUACAGCUCACUCUGCUUACUGCCAUAGUGAAGCUGUUUCUCAAGAAACCAUCAGAAAUGCAGGAGCUGGUACAGCAGGUCUUGAGUUUGGCAACACAGGAUUCUGAUAAUCCUGACCUUCAAGACCGGGGCUCUAUUAAUUGGCGCCUUCUCUCAACUGAUCCUGUCACAGCCAAAGAAGUAGUCUUGUCUGAGAAGCCACUGAUCUCUGAGGAGACAGAUCUUAUUGAGCCAACUCUGUUGGAUGAGCUCAUCUGCCACAUUGGUUAUUUGGCCUCAGUGUAUCAUCAGCCGCCCAAUGCUUUUGUGGAAGGAAGUCAUGGAAUCCAUCGCAAACACUUGCCAGUACAUCAUGGGAGCUCAUCAGUCUCCACCACAGGGCAAUUCCAGUCCCUGCCUCCUGGUCUCUGUUCUCCUCUGAACCGUGCUAGGGGCUGUCACCUACCCGGCGUGACACCAUUACCCUGCACAGUUGGUAGCCUCACUAUUCUCAUUCUAGAGGUGAGGACACUGAAGUUCAGAGACAUCCAGUGA